Messenger RNA from Nomascus leucogenys (northern white-cheeked gibbon), 4044 nucleotides. It is a transcript of the gene CACNG2, whose product is annotated as calcium voltage-gated channel auxiliary subunit gamma 2. Gene Ontology annotation, cellular component: AMPA glutamate receptor complex; voltage-gated calcium channel complex; postsynaptic density membrane. NCBI's taxonomy places the organism in Eukaryota, Metazoa, Chordata, Mammalia, Primates, Hylobatidae. The record is from RefSeq and is a predicted model, not a curated record. Gene Ontology annotation, molecular function: channel regulator activity; voltage-gated calcium channel activity. Gene Ontology annotation, biological process: positive regulation of synaptic transmission, glutamatergic; regulation of AMPA receptor activity; neurotransmitter receptor internalization.
GAGAGAGAGAGAGAGAGGGAGAGGGAGCGAGCUAUCUCUAGCUACGCCUUCCUCUAAGCUCCGGGAGCCCAGGAGAGCGCUCAUUUUAGGAUUUGGGAGAGGGGUAAAAAGAGGAAAGGCGGCCCCCGCUCUGCGCUGGCCUUGCUGCCCCGGGGAGGGAGGACUCUGGCCCGCGCCCCCCUCCUGGCGGGCGGCCCUGGGAGCCGGGGAGCACGCGGAGCGGGCGGCGCAGGGAGCUGUCCGGUUCAGCACCACCCGUAAUGCAGUAGGUGGGAGCGCCUCCGCGGGGGCCCAGCCGGCAGCGAGUGGGGGGCAGGCGCGCGGCCCACCCUGCAGCAAGACGCCGGCUCCCUCGUUUCAAGGAGCUUUGCAGAUAGGGGGAGGGAAACCCGCCUCGAUUCUCCGGGAGAAACCCCCUCUCUCCCCCACUUCGCCAACACUACCCCCGCCACCAACAACAAUAACCGCCGCCGCUGCUCGUCCUGCUGCCGCCGCCGCCGCCGCGCCUGCCCGCCCUGCCGCCGCCGCCGCCGCCGCCGCCGCCGCUGCCCGGGCAAAACCAUGGCAAGCGAGACCCCCGCACCUGUGCAGCUGAGCUCAAGGGCUUACAGAAUACUGAGAAGUCUGGUCUGAAACGAAAGCGCCGAGACCCCCCAAGGAAGAGAACUGGAGAAGCAAAGGAUUUUCAUGGCGCAGGCCGCAGAGCCGAGAACGAAGACCGAAGGUUGCAUCUCGGCUCUUACAAUCUCUAACUGUCUAGGUCCCGACCAUGAGAAAUGGUGUUGAGAAUUCGGCUGUUCCCUGGUUCACUGUGGAAGCCAUCUCCAAAUUAACUAUCACAUAUGGAAACUGGAGACCAGAAUUUUAGAAAAAGAGAUUAAGGCAUCUCACUUGGGGGGGUGGGGGGUGUCUUUUUAUUUUUUUUCCUUUUUUAAAAAAAAAAAAAAACACUGCAACUGGAACAGUUUCUGAUCUCAAAAGGCAAGCCUCUUCCCGUGUGAUCUUUAUAAUUUACACUCUUUUCCGUGAGCUUUCUUACCUCCCUUUUUUUAUAACUCUCCAUAUUCUCUAUUCAUACAUAUAUCCAUUAUAUUAGUAGUGGAAUAAUUUUUAUUUUUAUUUAUUUUUUUUUUUGGCUUUAGUACUUGCACCCUCACACACACUCUCCCGAGAACCAGAAGUCGGUUGGGUGUUUAUAUAAUGAAGAAUUAUGGGGCUGUUUGAUCGAGGUGUUCAAAUGCUUUUAACCACCGUUGGUGCUUUCGCUGCCUUCAGCCUGAUGACCAUAGCUGUGGGAACCGACUAUUGGCUCUACUCCAGAGGGGUUUGCAAGACCAAAAGUGUCAGUGAGAAUGAAACCAGCAAAAAGAACGAGGAAGUUAUGACCCAUUCCGGAUUAUGGAGAACCUGCUGCCUAGAAGGGAAUUUCAAAGGUCUGUGCAAGCAAAUCGAUCACUUCCCAGAGGAUGCAGAUUAUGAAGCUGACACAGCAGAAUAUUUCCUCCGGGCCGUGAGGGCCUCGAGCAUUUUCCCGAUUCUGAGUGUGAUUCUGCUUUUCAUGGGUGGCCUUUGCAUCGCAGCCAGCGAGUUCUACAAAACUCGACACAACAUCAUCCUGAGUGCCGGCAUCUUCUUCGUGUCUGCAGGUCUGAGUAACAUCAUUGGCAUCAUAGUGUACAUAUCUGCCAAUGCCGGAGACCCCUCCAAGAGCGACUCCAAAAAGAAUAGUUACUCAUACGGCUGGUCCUUCUACUUCGGGGCCCUGUCCUUCAUCAUCGCCGAGAUGGUCGGGGUGCUGGCGGUGCACAUGUUUAUCGACCGGCACAAACAGCUGCGGGCCACGGCCCGCGCCACGGACUACCUCCAGGCCUCUGCCAUCACCCGCAUCCCCAGCUACCGCUACCGCUACCAGCGCCGCAGCCGCUCCAGCUCGCGCUCCACGGAGCCCUCACACUCCAGGGACGCCUCCCCCGUGGGCAUCAAGGGCUUCAACACCCUGCCGUCCACGGAGAUCUCCAUGUACACGCUCAGCAGGGACCCCCUGAAGGCCGCCACCACGCCCACCGCCACCUACAACUCCGACAGGGAUAACAGCUUCCUCCAGGUUCACAACUGUAUCCAGAAGGAGAACAAGGACUCUCUCCACUCCAACACAGCCAACCGCCGGACCACCCCCGUAUAAAGACCGCGGGCCUCGCCAGAAGACCGCGGGAGGAGGGCGCGGUCCCCGGGGGCGGGGUGGGGCGGGGGGACCCAGACCAUGGGCUGGGAGACCUUCCAAAAGCAAAAACAAACAACAAAAAAACAAAAAAACAAAAAACGAAAAAACUCUCACACACACACAAAAAAAGAGAAAAACAUAACAAGUAAAUUUUAAAAAAAAGAACAAAAUAUAAGAGGAACAAAGAAGCAAAACAACAGGAAAUGUGGGAAAAUAUAAACGAGGGAAGAAAAACAAACUUUAAAAAAAAAGCGAGAGGGAUAAAAAAUUAAAAAUAGAAAAUAAAUCUAAAAGAAAAUGCAUGAUUUCCCAUGUACCAUUAUUUUAACAUUUAAUAAAAAUCAAUUUAAAUGAAAAAAUAAAAGGGAACCAAGAUAACAUUAAAGCAAAAAAAAUGAGAACAGAAAGGAAAGGGGAUGUCCUUUGUAUUUUUCAGGGUUUACGUUACUUUUUUCUUUUUUUAACGCGGGGAGAGUUACUUUUCUGUUCCCUUUAACCCCCAGCGGGCCCUGCCUCCCUGGGAGAGUGGGGGGCGAGACUCAGGGGCCCUGGGGCCAGGUGAGCCUGCAGUCACUGCCAGGUCCCUGGAGCCCCUGGGUGGGUGCCCCAGGAACGCCAGGAAGGCUCAGGGCUCGAGCCGGCUCCGCCUAGCAUUGAUGGGGCAACUGUAGGCCUCCAGGUGACCGAGCCCUUGUCCCUCCUCUCCGUUAGGGUGCCUGGAGGGGGGUACACUUGGGGCUUGCCUGGCUCCAGGUUCCCAGUCCUUAAUGCUCCUUAACCCACUGUGAUGACUUCCUAGGCCUUGAGGAAAGGGAAGGAGAGGGGAGGCUGCCGGUGGCUUACCAAGAUGCCGGAAACCCCAGAAUCCUCAGGGUGAGCCUCUUGGGGUCAUGUCCCCAAGCUCCUGUCCUUGGGGUCAGGAGAUGCCCACCCCCCGGGGGACAUGAAACAGCUCUCCCUCCUCACCCCUCACCUCAGGGCCACCUGAUGACCCUGGGGCGAUGGUGGACCCCCUGACUCAUAAGCCCCCCAGUCCCCUGGGAAGGGGGUUCAUUGACCCUUUGGGGGUCCUUGGACUCACUGAUGCCCCCUUGGGGCCCAGCGGGUUCAACAAUGACACUGCAAAAAGGUUUCUUUUUACAAAAGAAAAAGGAAAAACAAGUGGUGAUUUUUUUUAAUAAAAAAACCACAGACUAUAAAUAAAUGUAAAUAUAAAAUAAGUGGAUUUACUUGCAAGAAAAUCAGAUAGUAUUUUUCUUUUAAUUCUUUUCCAGCUUUAAACUGUGAAAACAAAAAAUGGGGCGGGGUGGGGGACUUAAACUUUAGCAGGGAACUUGUAAAGAAAAAAAACAGAAAACGAAUAUACAAAUCCAUUUACAAAAACAAAGCAAAACCGUUGUGAGAGGUGAGAGCUGGGCUUGAAGGUUGGAGGGAGUAGGGGAAGGUCCCAGUGAGCUGCAGGGGGUGUCUGUGAUGGAAAGGUGGCUUCCUCAGACCAGGAAGGUGCUGUGAAUGGGGGAAGACAGAAUCCAAUAAAGAAAGAGACCACCCACCCCACACGCACACAGGCACGUUCACACACACAUACACAAUCCACUUAGCCCAGCACUGCAGUCACUCACAGGGACACACUCAGUCUCAACCCUUCCAUCCCAUACACAGCCAGGGGCGUGGCUCAAAGGAAAUUGACUCAUGCCCUCCGACGCCAUGGACCACAACAACUCCGCACUGGCCUUUGUGUUCAUUCAAGCCCUCCCAACACAGCACACACUUGAACACACACAUGCACACAUACACACACACACACACACACACACACACAC